AUGUCUUCACUUUCUUCACAGCCAGCGUACACGCUGGUUUUCGAUCCUUCUCCGACUAUGGAGACUUAUUCAAGCACAGAUUUUCAGAAAGCUCUUGAAAAGGGAUCUGACGAACAAAAAAUUGAUACAAUGAAAUCGAUUUUAGUUACAAUGUUGGAAGGGAAUCCAAUGCCUGAACUGUUGAUGCACAUCAUAAGGUUUGUUAUGCCUUCUAAAAAUAAGGAAUUGAAGAAGCUUUUGUAUUUCUACUGGGAAAUUGUUCCUAAAUUAGCUGAAGAUGGGAAAUUAAGACAUGAAAUGAUUCUUGUAUGCAAUGCCAUUCAGCACGAUUUGCAACAUCCUAAUGAAUACAUUAGAGGUAACACAUUAAGGUUUUUAACAAAAUUGAGAGAGGCCGAGUUGUUGGAACAGAUGGUUCCCUCCGUCUUGGCGUGUUUGGAAUAUCGUCAUGCAUACGUUCGUAAGUAUGCUAUCUUGGCUGUCUUCUCCAUUUACAAAGUGAGUGAGCAUCUACUUCCAGAUGCCAAAGAUAUCAUUAACUCGUUUAUAGUGGCUGAGACAGAUCCAAUAUGUAAAAGGAAUGCUUUCAUUGGGUUAGCUGAAUUGGAUCGUGAAAACGCUUUACAUUAUUUGGAAAACAAUAUUGCUGACAUAGAAAAUCUAGAUCCUCUAUUACAAGCUGUUUUUGUUCAAUUCAUUAGACAGGAUGCGAACAGAACCCCGGCUUUAAAAGCUCAAUAUAUUGAGUUAUUAAUGGAACUGCUCUCCACCACAACAUCUGACGAAGUCAUCUUCGAGACCGCAUUGGCUUUGACUGUGUUGUCUGCUAAUCCAAAUGUCUUAGUUCCUGCAGUUAACAAAUUGAUUGAUUUGGCUGUCAAGGUUUCAGACAAUAAUAUUAAGUUGAUUGUUUUAGACCGUAUUCAAGAAAUCAAUGCUAAUAAUGUAGGCGCCUUGGAAGAACUGACCUUGGACAUUUUAAGAGUUUUGAAUGCCGAAGAUUUAGAUGUUCGUUCAAAGGCUCUUGAUAUUUCAAUGGAUUUGGCUACAUCCAGGAACGCUGAAGAUGUCGUUCAGCUUUUGAAAAAGGAAUUGCAAACAACUGUAAGUAAUUCAGAUCAAGACAAGGCAAUGCAGUAUAGGCAAUUAUUGAUCAAAACUAUUCGCACCGUGGCUGUAAACUUUGUGGAAAUGGCAGCCGGUGUUGUUUCCCUAUUAUUAGAAUUCAUUCGUGACUUAAACUCUGUAGCCGCUAGUGGCGUUAUCACCUUUAUCAAAGAAGUGAUCGAGAAAUACCCACAACUUAGAGCCGAUAUUCUUGAGAAUAUGGUUCGCACCUUAGAUAAUGUCCGAUCUGCAAAGGCUUACCGCGGUGCGUUAUGGAUUAUGGGUGAAUAUGCUGAAGAAGAAAGUGAGAUACAACAUUGUUGGAAGCAUAUCCGUAAUAGUGUCGGCGAAGUUCCUAUUCUUAAAUCAGAAAUCAAAAAACUGACACAAAACCAAGAAGAUACCGAAGAAAAUGAAGAUGACGCUACCGCCAAACCAACUGGUCCAGUUAUCCUACCAGACGGUACGUAUGCCACUGAAAAUGCCUUCGACGUAAAGACUUCACACAAGUCAGUUACCGAUGAAGAACGUGACUCUAGACCUCCAAUUCGUCGUUUUGUUUUAAGUGGUGAUUUUUACACUGCCGCUAUUCUCGCAAAUACGAUCAUUAAACUAGUGUUAAAGUUUGAAAAAGUUUCUAAAAACAAAACUGUCACUAACGCCCUUAAGGCAGAAGCUUUGUUGAUUUUGGUUAGUAUCGUAAGAGUAGGUCAAAGUUCUUUAGUGGAGAAGAAAAUCGAUGAAGAUUCCUUAGAAAGAGUCAUGACAUCUAUUUCCAUUUUAUUGGAUGAAGCUAACCCUGAGGAAAAGGAGGAAGAAGUUAAGCUUUUGGAAGUUGCAUUCUUAGACACAACCAAAUCUUCAUUCAAGAAGCAAAUUGAAAUCGCAAAGAAGAACAGACAUAAGAGAGCUUUGAAAGAUAGUAACAAAAACAUCGAACCAAUUGAUAAACCAGUUUUCUUCAGGCAAUUUGCUGGUGCAGAUUCUACUAAUGUACAGAAAGAUAGUAUUGAGGAAGAUUUGCAAUUGGCUAUGAAAGGGGAUGCGAUCCACGCUACUAGCAGCUCUAGUAUUUCUAAGCUGAAAAAAAUUGUGCCUUUGUGUGGAUUUUCUGAUCCAGUUUAUGCUGAGGCUUGUAUCACAAAUAAUCAAUUCGAUGUUGUAUUGGAUGUUCUUCUUGUGAAUCAAACUAAGGAAACAUUGAAAAACCUACAUGUGCAAUUUGCAACUCUUGGUGAUUUGAAAAUUAUUGAUACACCACAAAAGACCAAUGUCAUUCCUCAUGGCUUCCACAAAUUCACUGUCACUGUUAAAGUUUCUUCCGCUGACACUGGUGUUAUUUUCGGUAAUAUUAUUUAUGAUGGUGCGCAUGGUGAAGAUGCCCGUUACGUUAUCUUGAACGACGUUCAUGUUGACAUUAUGGAUUACAUCAAGCCAGCCGCCACUGAUGAUGAACAUUUCCGUACCAUGUGGAAUGCAUUUGAGUGGGAGAAUAAAAUAUCAGUCAAAUCACAACUACCAACAUUGCAUGCUUAUCUGAAAGAAUUGGUUAAUGGAACAAAUAUGGGUAUCCUAACACCAUCCGAAUCGUUAGGAGAAGAUGACUGUAGGUUUCUAAGUUGUAACUUGUAUGCAAAAUCAUCUUUUGGUGAAGAUGCUCUAGCCAACUUGUGUAUUGAAAAGGAUUCGAAGACUAAUGAAGUCAUAGGUUAUGUCCGUAUCCGUUCAAAAGGACAAGGUUUAGCUCUGUCACUAGGUGAUAGGGUGGCAUUGAUUGCUAAAAAGACUAAUAAACUUGCCCUCACUCAUGUUUGA
Molecule: messenger RNA, 2922 nt
Organism: Saccharomyces mikatae IFO 1815
Lineage: Eukaryota; Fungi; Ascomycota; Saccharomycetes; Saccharomycetales; Saccharomycetaceae
Gene: SEC26
Product: coatomer subunit beta
Exons: 1
Coding region: 1-2922 (973 amino acids)
Biological process (GO): endoplasmic reticulum to Golgi vesicle-mediated transport; intra-Golgi vesicle-mediated transport; intracellular protein transport
Cellular component (GO): cytoplasm; COPI vesicle coat
Molecular function (GO): protein binding; structural molecule activity
Source: RefSeq, a predicted model, not a curated record